AGAAGCUCAGAUACCAGGGAGGCUCCUACUCCAGACCCUCCCUCAGGCCCAAGGCCAGAUGCAGUGGAUGAGAAACAUCCAGACUCCCCACUGCCUGGAGCUGCAAUGCCCGGGGCCCCAUCACGGUCCCCUGGGCAGAGGCAACCUGGCCCUGUACCCUCCCCCACCGCGAGGGGGGUCUCACAGCCUGUCCCACGGCCCCGGAAACGCAGCAUGUGUGAAAUAGCAGAGAGCUCUGAGCGGGAGGUCAGCCAGAUGGUACCACUGAGGCAGGAGGGAGAGGCUCCAGGGGAGAGGCCCCGCCCUGCAGGCAGCGGGGCAGUCCUCACAGAAAAGCAGGAGGCCCGAAAACUCAAGGUGCUUCUGCAGAGGCCCGGGAGCCGGGGGGUGGCGGAGGGGCCUCGGAAGCCCAGCUCCCUAGCCCAGGAGCCCACUCUGGCCGCGGCUCGACGACAGCGGCUGGACCUGGGCAGCUGCCUGGAUGUACUGGCCUUUGCCCAGCAGCACGGGCAGCCUGGCCUGGUGCAGGAGACCUAUGCGUUGAUGAGCGACAAUCUGCUGCACGUGCUAGGAGACCCGGGCCUCUACCGGCAGCUGAGCGGGGCCGAGCGGGAGCGCAUCCUGAGCCUCCGGACGGGCCGGGGCCAGGCGGUGGUGGGGGUCCUUGUGCUGCCCAGCCUCUACCCGCUGAGCCGCUCGGGGCUCACAAGGGGCCCUUGUGGGGAGGAGGCCCCUAUGGUGGGACCCGCACCCCUGCCUCCUCGUACGCACCUGCACGUGUUCAACCCCCAAGAAAACACAUGGCGGCCCCUGACACAGGUGCCGGAGGAGGCCCCGCUGCGGGGCUGUGGACUCUGCACCAUGCACAACUACCUGUUCCUGGCGGGGGGCAUCCGCGGCUCCGGUGCCAAGGCUGUCUGCUCCAACGAGGUCUUCUGCUACAACCCACUGACCAACAUCUGGAGCCAGGUGCGGCCCAUGCAGCAGGCCCGUGCCCAGCUCAAGCUGGUGGCCCUGGAUGGGCUUCUUUACGCCAUCGGUGGAGAGUGCCUGUACAGCAUGGAGCGCUAUGACCCGCGCACGGAUGCCUGGACCUCGCGCGCGCCCCUCCCUGCGGGCACCUUCCCUGUGGCACACGAGGCUGUGGCCUGCCGUGGGGACAUCUAUGUCACUGGGGGCCACCUCUCCUACCGCUUGCUCAGGUACAGCCCUGCGAAGGAUGCGUGGGAUGAGUGCCCCUACAGUGCCAGCCACCGGCGUCCCAGCGACAUGGUGGCAUUGGGGGGUUUCCUCUACCGCUUCGACCUGCUGCGGGGUGUGGGCGCUGCGGUGAUGCGCUACAACACUGUAACGGGCUCCUGGAGCCGGGCUGCCUCCCUGCCCCUGCCCGACCCGGCCCCCCUGCACUGCACCGCACUGGGCAACACCAUUUACUGCCUCAACCACCAGGUCACCGCCACCUUUACGGUCUCUGAGGGGACUGCCCAGUUCCAGGCCAGGGAGUUGCAGCCCUUUCCCCUGGGGAGUAAGGGGGUCCUCUGUCCAUUCAUCUUGACUCUGCCUGCCACCGACCGGCUGCAAACAGCCCUCUGA
This is a messenger RNA of Puma concolor (puma), 1593 nucleotides long. NCBI's taxonomy places the organism in Eukaryota, Metazoa, Chordata, Mammalia, Carnivora, Felidae. The record is from RefSeq and is a predicted model, not a curated record.